Molecule: messenger RNA, 1756 nt
Organism: Punica granatum (pomegranate)
Lineage: Eukaryota; Viridiplantae; Streptophyta; Magnoliopsida; Myrtales; Lythraceae
Source: RefSeq, a predicted model, not a curated record
UGAUUAUAACAAUGGAAAUAUAAAGUAGAGGUCCUAAUCAACUUAUCUCAUUCCUCUGAGCAGAAGAGCCAUUGCUAGCACGCCUCUCUAUGGAUCAUCAAGCGCAUGAAUCGCCAUCCCUGCAGCCGGAGGCUCCAGCUCGGGCCCUGCCACACGUGGUUAUCUUUCCCUUCCCAAUCCAGGGCCACGUCAACUCCAUGCUUAAGCUAGCCGAGCUGCUGAUUCUCUGCCUCCAACGCGAUGACGACCUAAGGAUCACCUUCCUCAAUUCCGAGCACAAUCAUAACCGCCUCCUCCACUGCUCCGACGUCACCUCCCGCUUCUCCAACCACCCCACCUUCCGCUUCAAGACGAUCCCCGAUGGACUCCCUUCAGAGACAGCCCGGUCCAAGGACAAUUUACUCGAGGUUUUCAACAACUUAAAACUCAGGGCGAGGGAUGUGCUCGCAGAGUUGAUGGCGCCGUCAGAUGACCAGCCGCCUCCAACGUGCAUCAUAGCGGAUGGUUUCAUGAGCUUCAUGAUCGAUGCCGGGGAAGAGUUUGGGUUGCCAGUGGUCAUGUUCCGAACGAUCAGCGCUUGUUGCUUCUGGGCUUAUUUCUGCAUCCCCCGACUCAUCGAAGCAGGGGAACUUCCUAUCCAAGGAAACCAAGAUAUGGAUAGGAUUGUCACAAGUGUUCCGGGUACAGACGGCUUACUGCGAUGCAGAGAUCUCCCAGGCUUCUGUCGAGUAGCCGACCUGUCUGACCCGCAGCUUCAGAACAUCACACUCCAGACCAGCCAGACCACUCGGGCCCAAGGACUAAUACUCAAUACCUUUGAAGCCCUGGAAGGGCCGAUACUCAAUCAGAUCCGUGCCCAUUGCGCCAACAUCUACACAGUAGGUCCCCUCAACGCGCACCUCAAAUCCCGGCUCCCUGCAGCCAGUCAGUUCCCAAUACGUCAGUCUUCCAACAGCCUCUGGGAAGAGGACCGGAGCUGCCUCAUUUGGCUAGAUAAGCAGCCGGUGAGAUCAGUCGUGUAUGUGAGCUUCGGCAGCCUAGCGGUCCUAGAAAGGGAAGAGCUGACAGAAUUCGGGCAUGGCAUCGUUAAUAGCAAUUACCGAUUCCUUUGGGUGUUGAGGCCAGACUCCGUAGGAAGUCAUGAUCACAUCGAUGCUGAGCUGCAAGCUGCAACUGAGGAGAGGGGCUGCAUCGUCGAGUGGGCGCCACAAGAGGAGGUUCUAGCCCACCCGGCCAUUGGGGGGUUCUUGACGCACAGCGGGUGGAACUCGACAAUCGAGAGCAUAACAGCAGGGGUGCCGAUGGUUUGCUGGCCGUACUUUGCGGACCAGCAAGUCAACAGUAGGUUCGUGAGCGAGGCUUGGAAGGUCGGUUUGGACAUGAAAGACAGGUGCGACCGGACGGUGGUCAAGACGAUGAUCAAUGAUCUGAUGGUGGAAAAGAGGGAUGACCUAUCGAGGUCCGUGUUCGCCAAGGCUAACCAGGCAAAGGAAGCUGUAAGUGUCGGUGGUUCCUCUUGGGAUAAUAUGAACCGUCUGAUUGAGAACAUACUGUCAAUGGGUGGACGCAAGGAAAAUUGAUGUGCACGUUGUUCAUUAGAUUGAAAUGCAUAUUUUUCCACCAAAAAAAAAAAAGAAAUGCAUAUUCAUCUUUCUACCUAAAAUGCCUAUCAGGAAAGGCCAAACUAUACGAGAUGUAUGCAGUUCUUCAAUCUCCUUGGGAAAUUUUAUUUGAUUCAUAGAUUAUUGCAUCAAAA